Colius striatus (speckled mousebird) is the source of this 2536-nucleotide messenger RNA. It is a transcript of the gene IFNLR1, whose product is annotated as interferon lambda receptor 1. The record is from RefSeq and is a predicted model, not a curated record. NCBI's taxonomy places the organism in Eukaryota, Metazoa, Chordata, Aves, Coliiformes, Coliidae. The transcript has 7 exons. Gene Ontology annotation, molecular function: protein binding. The coding region runs from base 67 to 1797 and encodes 576 amino acids.
UCCUCCCGAGCUCACCCAGCUCAACAGCCCAAAACAACACCAUGAGGAGGUAGCGGGAGGAGAAAGAUGUCACGGGUGGGAGAGUUGUGCUUGGGCAUGUCUGCCUGGAGAGUCAGAGUCCUGAUGGCACUGUGCUUCCUGCCGCAGAACACAGGUCACAUUCAACUUCCUCCUCCUCAAAAUGUUACACUAAUGUCAAAGGCUUUUGACAUGAUUUUGACAUGGAGUCCAGGAGAAGGCUCUCCACCAGAUGUGACAUACACUGUGAGGUAUGAAAGCCAGGAACGCAUGGACAAGUGGAUGAAGGUUCCUCAUUGCAAAAACAUUCACAGAACCUCUUGCAAUCUGACCUGUGUGCUUCCAAACCUCUUUGUUAAAGUCCGGGCUCGAGUAAAAGCUGUUCUUGGACGACUCCAGUCACCAUGGGUAGACUCACAAUUCAAGGAAUACCAUUUGGAUGUGGAAUUGGCUCCCCCGGUGCUCACUGUGAAUGUGGAGGAGAACUUAAUCCGUGUGAAUGCCUCCUUCCCUUUGGCCACCUGUGUAGAGAUUUUCUCUUGGAUGUAUGACUUGAAUCUUUGGGAAGCUGGAUCUACAGACAAGAAGCAGUAUGAAGGUAACUUUAGGAAGAAUACAGUGACUAUUGAUGCCACUGCACUUCGAGGCAACUACUGCUUAAGUGCCAGAUCUUCCUUCCAAAGCAUUGACUUCAAACACAGCAAAUUCUCCCAACCAGUGUGUGUGCUACUAAACCAGAAAGCAGUGGAAUGGAAGUUCCCAUUCUCUGCAACAGCCCCUGUGUUUGUCCUGCCCAUCUUUCUGACAAGUGCCUUCAUCAUCUGCUUGCUGAAACAAGAUGUUAGGCGAAAGAAGAUGCCUCGUGCUUUGGAUUUCUCUUAUUUGAAAAUUGAUGGACCAGCUUUUCACUGUGAGUUCAGUGAAAAGGAAUUCUUCAGGGACUAUCUUAUCUGCACAGAGAAGCCAGUGUCACAAAGGAAGACACACAAAGCUUUAGCAGGAAACAGCCUACCAUGGACGGCUUCUUUCCUCUCAUCAUCAUCAUCUUCAUCAGAGGAGGAGGAGGAAGACAGCAGUACUUUUAUUCCAUACACUGAAAUACUUCGUUUUCCAAACAGGCAUCUCAAUUGUCAGCCAUCCAGAGCAGCACAGGGGGAAACUAGCUUGGACUCUGGGUCUGGAAGUCUAUUUAUGGACAGUGAAUCUGUGCUUGACCCGAGUACCUCGAGUUUCUCUUUCUUUCCAACAAGAAAGAAUGAGGUAGACCCCUCAUCAACCCAAGGAAAUGAGUCUGUAUCCUUCUCACACAGCUCCUCCCUGGGAAGAAUAUCCCUCACUGAUGUGAGAUUCCCAGGUCCCAGGGAGCAUGGACAGCAGGAUACAGACAGGGAUGAAUGCCUGGAAAUGACCCCUCUUCAAGCACCAGCAGAGGGGAUUUGUGCCAAACCUGCACCCAAUGAGCACCACCGGCAGAGGAAAGCUCACCAUUACACCAAGUACUACCAGAAAGCAGUAUUUGAUCUGCCUGUCCAGGUCAGUGAGGUAUCACAUCUCAGCAAGGAUCCCAGCAGUGAGCAACUCAUUGCCUUUCAGACAUUGCAGGUGGCAGAAGAUGAAGGUAUUGCAAGUGACUGUGACAGCGAUCAUUUCACAGAAGAGACACCUCCCAUACCCACAGCGCUCACUGAUGCAUUUCAAACUUCAAAUAUGGAGGAAAAAUAUGAUCAGAGGUUUAAAUUCAAAGGCUUUGGACACACACAUUACUUGGGAAGGAGCUAGAGUACCCUGGCAGUUCUGUGAUGUGCCUGGAAAAUGCUAGAGAGCUCCAGAUUUUCAGGCAAGGACACCUAAACUGGAACAAAGACAAGUGAUUGAUGGUGGUGCUUUUCGUAUUUAUUCACCUAGAUAGAGUUUUAUCUGCUGAUGUCUGGCCUCUCAAGGCAUAUGGCUGCAGGGACACAGAAGGUGUGGUUUGACUGCUAAGUAGCUAAAUUCCCUGUGCCUCUGUACAAGUGCAGCUGUGAUACGGUGUGAGGCAAACGAACCCAGCCAGGGGUAAGACAUGCAGUGUCACCUCACACAAGCAUCACACAGCCAACACACAGUGCCCUGUGUUCACUUCAGACUUCAGAGCAAGGUAACUUCUAUGUGUGUGUUAUGAAAGGCAAAAGCACCUCUGAGACAGAAAAAAUACAGCCUGGACCUGUGAGAAACCAUCAGCUGGGUUCUGAAAACACAGUGUGUUGUACAUGAGUGUUGAUUUUGAGCCAGGAUGAACCACUAGCAUUACAUUUGCUUCUCUUAACUGCCGGACUGCACCCCUGCUUGACUUGCAGAGACAUUCAGCAAUCUUUGCUUUUUGUGGAUCAAAAGCUAGAGAUCACCUUCUGUGUUACAACAGAACGAACUGAAGUCAAAGUGAUAAAGGUGCAGCGUGUUUGUUUGUUUAUUCUGUUUGGUUUUAUAUCAAUGUUGAAGCUGAAGUUCCCUCUGCUGUGCAGAAUGUCUGAGAUGCUUU